Molecule: messenger RNA, 831 nt
Organism: Hypomesus transpacificus
Lineage: Eukaryota; Metazoa; Chordata; Actinopteri; Osmeriformes; Osmeridae
Gene: med29
Product: mediator complex subunit 29
Exons: 4
Coding region: 66-587 (173 amino acids)
Biological process (GO): regulation of transcription by RNA polymerase II
Cellular component (GO): mediator complex
Molecular function (GO): transcription factor binding; transcription coregulator activity
Source: RefSeq, a predicted model, not a curated record
AAUGCGCUAGAGUCUGGGAUCCCGGUAGUUGAUGUUCUAGCCAGAGCGAAAGGAAGUCCGUCAAAAUGGCAGCCCAACAACCUGGUGUACCGAUUUCACAAGCUGGAAUGCAGCAAGCUGCUUCUUUACAGCAACAGCAGUUGAGUCAACAGCAAGAUUUUGACCCUGUUCAUCGAUUUAAAAUGUUGAUUCCUCAGCUGAAAGAGAGUCUUCAGAAUGUGAUGAAGAUUGCAUCCCUGAAUCUAGGACACAAUACUUCGAUCGAUAAUGGAAUUAAGAGCAGCGAUGCUUCUGUACAGCGCUUUGAUAAGAGCUUGGAGGAGUUCUAUGCCCUGUGUGAUCAACUGGAACUGUGCUUGCGGCUGGCUUACGAGUGUCUCUCCCAGAGCAUCGACAGCGCCAAGCACUCCCCUAACCUGGUUCCCACGGCAACCAAGCCAGACACAGUGCAGACGGAGUCCCUGUCCUAUUCGCAGUACCUCAGCAUGAUCAAGUCUCAGAUCUCCUGUGCCAAAGACAUUCACAACGCCCUGCUGGAGUGUUCCAAGAAGAUUGCGGGCAAGGGACAAGCCCAAGGCAUUAUGUAGAGAUACGGACUCUUGAUUGAUUGUUCCACUAUUAUGAUCCAUCAUAAUAAUGAUUGAGGUUAAUUUGUUUUUUUUCUUGCUUUGUAUUGGAGGAGGAUGUAAAUAUGGUGUAAUUAUACAAUAUGACCACUAGGUGGCAAAAGUGGUGUAGCACACCUAAUGCUUUCAGAUAAAAAAACGAAACAAAAAACCUUUGUGCUAAAACUUGCAAUUUUUGUUAAUAAAACGUUUCUUAUCGAAUGUA